AUGACUAAAGGUGACUUCUGUAACAAAGGGGUAACCACCAAGGUACCCAGACUGGAAUGCAGAUCAUGUGGCAAGGUGGUUCAUGCUAGUAAAGCUUGCUUUGGUCUCAACGCGAAGCAACUAUCUGCUUAUUGUAAUACGGACAGACUUGAUUGGACAUGCGAAGAGUGUCAUCAGAAUACACUUAACAGAAAAUCAUCCUUCAUUAUUCCGGAAGAAGACAAUGACGACGAUGUUGCCGUUAAGGAAAAUCACAGAAUAAAUUAA
Molecule: messenger RNA, 267 nt
Organism: Parnassius apollo (apollo)
Lineage: Eukaryota; Metazoa; Arthropoda; Insecta; Lepidoptera; Papilionidae
Source: the annotation of a GenBank genome assembly